AUGGCCGACAGCUCGGUCCACUCUUGCCCCAUGGCAGCCCAGGGCGCAGAGGAUGGAGAAGAAGACCUGGAGGACGAUGAAAAUACUGACCAAGACUACGCACAGGAUCGCGAGAACGAUAGCGAGUUUGAGGCGAUCGAGGAGGAUUUGUUCCAGGGUGGUCUCUACGAACCAUCCGUCCGGAUUCAAUUCCAGGGGAGUGAAGAAGGGAGUGAAGGGCCGGGAGGCGAUGGAGUGCGCCCACGACCCGGUGCGCCCGAAGAACGGUACGAGGAGGAUGGAGAUCACUCUGACGCAGAAGAGGAGGGAGAAUCAUCGCCGGGACGACGACGACCUCCCUCUUCUGCGAGCCAUGUCGAGCAGGCUGUGGCCCCCGGAAAUGCGGAGCGGCAGACCGACGUUGCGGAAAAGGAGAGCAGGAUCCGGCGUUCAACAAUCCCGCUUCGAGUGAUAGAGGCCGGCACGAGAAGGCACUAUUGUUUCCACUUUCUACACUUCAAGUGGUGGGUGAUAAUCUUCAUGGCAACUAUGGUAGAUGUCCCUGUGGCAGAUAGGCUUGCCCCCUCUCUGCACGACGAGGUUGGAGGGUGCAGCAUUCGAAAGAUUCGCCUUGGGAAUCUGUUUGUCCGCAUGACGCGGAGCACAUCACACCUCGACGACUAUCUGGACGUUUUCGUACUCGUCGCUGUUUCCAGGAAGUCGAAGAUCAACCCCAACAACAAGCUGAGUCAUCAGUUUCUUGCAAGGCAUAGGGACUGGCGGCUCUGCGGAAUGGGCCAUGUGUUCCUGUGGCUUCAUUUCAUCUACGACCUCGUUCCUCUGCACUACGGCCCCGGUAUCGUUGAGCCUCUCGACUUUUCUGAACCGAUCUUGUGGACUAAAGCGCACCUCUUCUUUUCUUUGAAGAAGGGCGACCAGGGAAAGCAGAAGCAAGACGAGAUGCACUACAAAACGCAUAACACCUGGAUUAAGUGGGCCAUGACAAAGGCGAGAUGGAUUCUGAGCAAGGUGACACAUGCAUUCCGCAGAUCCGGAGUGCAACAACUCCAUCACGACGGUUGCUCCGACAACGAUAUCAGCACUCUGGGCGGAUGGGCGCAGGGGGAGUUGCGGACGUGUUAUGUCUUUGGCAUUCUGUUCAAGCCGGUUUGGCUACUGGCAGGAUUCAGCGGGGAUCGUGGAGACUACUACAUCGGCUGA
Molecule: messenger RNA, 1200 nt
Organism: Closterium sp. NIES-65
Lineage: Eukaryota; Viridiplantae; Streptophyta; Zygnematophyceae; Desmidiales; Closteriaceae
Source: the annotation of a GenBank genome assembly